Molecule: messenger RNA, 3248 nt
Organism: Drosophila yakuba
Lineage: Eukaryota; Metazoa; Arthropoda; Insecta; Diptera; Drosophilidae
Gene: scaf
Product: inactive serine protease scarface
Exons: 7
Coding region: 129-2093 (654 amino acids)
Biological process (GO): proteolysis
Molecular function (GO): serine-type endopeptidase activity
Source: RefSeq, a predicted model, not a curated record
AACAAACGAUCUCGGAGAAAUAUUCACAAUCAUAUUCAAGUUGUUCGUUCGCGCGUUCGAGUUCCUGUCCGAGAAGAUUUGGGUUUCCAUAAGUAUUUCUUCAGCCUCAAGUCCAGCGUCGGAAAGCCAUGACUGUUUCAAAGCUUAGGGAGCGGCUCGCCCUAUUCAUUACCCUGGCAGUGGUCGCCUCUGCCAGUGGUGACUACCAGGCUAACAUGUUUCUAAACGGGAGGUACCAAAACGGUAUCAAGGAUCAAAAGGCGAACCACCUUUCAGUAAAUCCCUCGACGAACGUGUUUCUUAACCACGCCAUCAUCAGCAGGCAAGCGUCGCCGUUCCAGGGCCCAACCUAUCUCCCUCCCAAGGAAUUCCUGAAAUGCGCCCCCGGUCAGCAGUGCGUCCGCAAUGGUCAGUGCUUGAACGGAUUUUUCGGCCAGCAAUUACCUAAGAUUCAAAACUGUGAUCCGGAAACUACUGUAUGCUGUACCUAUAGGGCUCCUGCCACCACGACAACAACCACUACUCCCGUGCCAGUGGCAGUGUGUGCCCACGACUCCGACUGUGUGACUCCGGAGAACUGUCGGAACGGCGAAAUUAGCGCUGUAAACUACGUAAAGAAACAAGGAACCAAUCGCUGCCCUGCGCCUGAUAUUUGCUGUCGCAUACCCUCGACAACGCUGACGGAGGAUGGGUAUAUUUUCAACCUACCGAAAAAAAUCUUUCCACUCCCGACGAAACCAACAGUGCCCGCCGUGCGCUCCACCCAGGCGCCGUUUCGCCCAGAAGCAACGGCUGCGGUGACAGCUAAUCGACCCACCAUUGAGUAUCUGCCGCCCUCCACCACACAGCAUCCCAGUUACGAGAACGUCCAGACGAGCCGACGACCAGUCUACUUGCCACCAUCCCCGGCCCCCGAGUCGGCCAGCAGUCUCAUCCCACAAAUCAGGCCUAAGACGGAGCAACGCCCCCAACCGAUGCGGCAGCCUUCGAACGAGUAUCUGCCGCCUUCAGCCGCUAACGAGAUUCCUCGGUUCGAGCCUGACCACUCUCCGCAGCCAUCAAACGAGAAGCCAAUCUACCGCGGAGAGGACCUACUGUCGCCACAGAUCUUCCCCUCACCCCAGCCAGCUAAUAUCCCAAAACACUUUGCCAAGUGCGCCUCAGCCUUAGUGUGUACCUCUGAGAACUUCUGCAAUUCCAUCGGAGUGCUUUCUGAUACUGCCGUAGAGCUGUCCCCCAUGGAGGCGGCUUUUCGAGUGCCCCUUACCGACUGCUUGCAGGCCGAGAACGGUUCCCCCGGCAAGUGCUGUCGUGACCCUAACUACGUAGACCCCUGGCCCGUUAACUUAGCCGGAGUGUGCGCGACAAGGAACAAGCGUACAAAGCCCACGGGAGUUAAGGAUCUGGAUGCAAACUUUGCCGAAAUCCCCUGGCAAGCAAUGAUCUUGCGCGAGUCAAGCAAGACGCUUAUUUGCGGAGGAGCCAUUAUCGGAGACCAAUUUGUUUUAAGCUCCGCCAGCUGCGUAAAUGGCCUUCCGGUGGUCGACAUUCGUGUCAAGGCUGGUGAAUGGGAGCUGGGCAGCACGAACGAGCCUCUGCCGUUCCAGCUGACUGGUGUCAAAACCAUCGAUGUCCACCCCGAUUACGAUCCUUCGACAAACUCCCACGACUUAGCCAUUAUCCGACUCGAGCGACGCUUGGAGUUCGCAUCGCACAUCCAGCCCAUCUGCAUAAGCGACGAGGACCCAAAGGAUUCCGAGCAAUGCAUCACCUCUGGCUGGGGAAAGCAAGCGUUGUCUAUCCAUGAAGAGGGCGCUCUAAUGCACGUGACCGACACUUUGACGCAAGCGCGCAGCGAGUGUGGUGCCGACUCCAGCAGUGUGUGUAGUGCUACCAAGUUCGACUCUUGCCAAUUUGACGUAGGAAGCGCACUUGCCUGCGGCAGCGGCUCGAACGUCCGCCUCAAGGGAAUCUUUGCCGGUGAGAACUCCUGCGGAGAGGGGCAGAUAGUGCGUUUUGCCAAGCCGGACAUUAAGUGGAUUAACACGGCGUUUGCCGAAAAGAACAAGCCGCUCCUAUUGAAGCGAUUUUGAGAUUUAUUUUGAUUCGGAUUACAACCAAGAAACGAGAAAUUGUUUGCAUCUUGAUACUACAGAUAAACAGAGUACAUAACCCAAACACGAUUAGGGGUUAUGAACUUGCCAUUGCGAUUUCAUUGGAGCUUGAAAAGGGCCAUGAAAAUAAGAAGGCAUUCUAUAUUAUCAAUGUUUUGUAUUCUGUUAAAAUAAUUUGAUGCAAGCCUUGCUUAUAACGUUGCUUGAAAUUGUUUCUUGGAAAGUGUUUUUGUUUCGUGAUUUGAAAUUUUUAACACUGGCUUGGGGGUACACAAAUCACUUAUGUAAGUGAUUUUUUCUAGAACUUUGUCGUAAAUUAUAAUUAGAAACGUUAGAUGGAAACGAGAAAUCGUUGAUUUACCAAAUUAAAUGAUUUUGUUUACAAGCUCGCAAAAAUUCGUAUUCUAACCCAUCAAAAUAGUCUUCUUACCUGGCCACAUUUUUACUGCAGCUCUAAUGAAUAAGCUAUAUUUUACUAUCUAGAUACAAUUUUUCUUAUUGACCUAUUGGAGUUUGCUCGAAUAUUUGUAUAUGUUGCUUCUAUGUACAAAUACGUAAAGUCUAAAAUAAUAUUUGCUUCAGUGACUAAGCCUAACAAUGUAGAGUCAUUGGUGCAUGAGUUAGAAUCAGCUUUUAUCUAUUACGUGCUCUCAAACUACGUACAUAGAUUGAGUUUGUAUGUUAAAGAGUCCAGCUAUGGGGGAAUGUAAAAUACUUAUGUAAUUAUAAUAACUUUGAAGAAAUCAACUCACCGCCAACCAACCACAAUAAAUAGAGAUUAUAUAAUUUUUAAGAUUUCCUCUUUCUAAGCGAAGGCCCUAGACCGACACACGUAAACCGCACAACGGAAUCUUCGCUGCACCAGUAAAUUCGUUGACAUUUAAAAUUUUCCCUAUAUCGUAGAUUGAAUAUGUAUGUUAUUAUGAUUAAUAAUUCUAAAUCUAGCUUAUAGUUUAUUUUUUAAAUAAAUAAAAACUAAGAUGUACAACAAAUUUUCCUUUUUUCUAUAUGUAUUCAAUAGAAAAUGGAUUUACAUUUGUAUAACCUUGUAUUGACUUAAGUCAGAAAUUUGUACAGCAGUAAAUUAGCAAAUAUUUGGGAACAAAUAAAAAAUAUAUAUGCUUGAUCAGAGUA